AUGACAGACAUUGAAUUUAACCCUAAUGUCAUUUACAAUAAGCUCGUAAGCUUACGUGCUAAGCCACAAUCGAGUGGCAAGGCAGCGAAUGGAGAAUUGCAGCCGGUCUCUUCUCUUCGAAUCGAUGUUGCAUCCGUAACAAAAGAUGUUAAUCGUUUCCGUGCUUGUGAUGGUAGUGCUUGCUUUUAUUGUCGAGAGUGGGCAAUUUUCAUCUACAAAAAGAAUUUUACUUGGGUAGCGAAAAACGCUACCAAUAAUUCAAUUAAAGGUGAUAAUUCCGUAAAUGAACCAGAUGAACCAAAAAAAAAUGCUUCAAUCAUUUGUCAACAAUUUAGUGAACUUAUUAUCAAACAUAAUGAUGAGAAAACUAGAACAACUGGUUCAGAUAGUAAUUCGGAAAGUAUCAUUAAUGAUAUGGUUCAUAAAGUUUUUGCUUGGAUAAAGGCACCUAAUCGUUUAUAUGUUGUUCCGGAUAUUUUCUCAAAUGUUGAAUUUGAUAUACCGAAGCCUAUUUUACCAACUUAUGAUAAAGAACAUAAAGAACGUGAUCUUGUAUGUAUACUUGAAUCUAUUGAGAUUGAAAAAUCUCAUUAUCAAAUUUCCAAACAACAUUUUCCUCUAUUGAAAUUGACGAAUCCACCACAACAAUGUCAUCAUACAAGGCCAGAGUGGAAAGUUCCAACUGACCUUGAUCUUGAUCGUCGUGUAUUCAAUGAUCUUUUAUUUAAAGAGAAAUCUCAAAAUAAAGAAUCAUUAAAAGAGAGUUUAACUCAAGUUUGGUCAUAUGUUACCAAUUUCCUAACAUCAAUACUUCAAAUAGAAGCAAAUAGAGAUCUAAUUUUCGGUAAAGGUUGUGUGACAAAUAUGGAAAAUUUCAUGAAAGAAUAUCAAGAUGAAUCACUUCCUUUCAAAGAUUAUUGGGCACCCAUUGCUGAAGCAUAUAAAAAGACACCAAAAUCAAAAAAGGCAAAUACAUCUACAACAGACCCUGUGGAUGAUAUUGAUGCCGCUUUUAGAACCUAUAUACAUAAUGCUAAAACAGUGAUUUCAUUUUGGGAAGAAAGCUUUAUUGAAAAGGCUUUAACAAGUGCUGUUCAAUUCAGUGAAGAAACACAAUGUACUGUACUAGGAUUUCUUGUUGAUUUUCAGAAUAGAAUAUCAAAUAUUCCAAUCGAGGAAUCUCUCGAUGAUAUUUUAGCAAAAUGUAAAGAUGCUUUAACUACGGUUAAAGAUAUUAAAUUAAUGGUAUCGAAAAGGAUAUCAAUUCUACGUUCAGAUAUCUCUAAAAAGAGUAAAGAGUUGAUUCAAGAACUUGAAGCACUUGAUGAAUCCUGGAAAACUCAAUCCCAACGGACAACUCAAGGUCGAUUGGAAAAAGCAAAUAACAAAGAAUUUCGAAAACGAAUCAAAAAAUUCGAAAGCACGUUGCAAUCAACGAGACAAACGGCAAUAACUGCAAUCAGUGCUUUAUUUCCGAUCACAAACCUUGCAAGCGUAUGCAACAAUUGCUUAGAGUUGUUAAUGACUGAAGGCGAAAUUAUGGAAUCCAUUCAGUUGGAAAAACAUUAUAAGAAUUAUGAAGCUACCGCUAAGAAAUUUCAGGAACAACGUGAAGCUCUUUUAAAAGACUUUGAACAGGGUGUUGAGACCGGUCGUAAGGUGUUAUCUGGAAUUUUUGGACGUUUGUUUCUAAAAGAAGCUUGGGGAUUGAUAUCGGACACUUUAGCAUUGAAGAAACAAGAUUCUUUUUUGCAGUCAAUAGAUAAGGGAAAGACUGAAACUGUGAAAAAAAAGAAAGUUGAUAAAGAUGCUGGUAGUAGUGCAUCACAACCUGUGGAUAAUCCUGUUCAAACUGAUGUUUCAAAAAAGAGCAAAAAGAAAAAACGAAAGAGUUCUAGUGGUGUAACUACAAGUUCAUCUGGUGAUAAUCAAUCAGUUAUUAUACAGCAAGAUAAUAAUCUAAUGCCAUCACAAGAACUUGAACCUCAAUCAAAUGAUCCUUCUACAUCACAGGAUUCUUGCCACGCUGAAGAGCAAAAAACUUUAACAGACACGAUGACAGAUAAUUGUUUAAAUAAUAAUACAAAUUUCAUUCAAUCUAUAAACUUGGAAAGCACGAUCAAACCUCCAAUCUUAGAUUCAUUGCAAGAUUUCCCAGAACCGCAAACUACACAUCCAGAUGAACUUCAAGACAGUAUAUUGAACAAUAAUAAAACUUUCAACGGAGAAAAUAUAGCAAAGUCUCCAGUUUUAGAUUCAUUGCAAGAUUUUUCAGACUCUCAUCCACAUGAAUUUCAAGAACCUCCUCAGCGUCGUAUCUCUACACCACCUGGCCUUAAUACGAGUACGAACACAUCGCAAUCGAAUCAAUGCUCUAUUACUAAAGGGAAUCAUUCAACAUCCGAAGGUUUUAUGGACCUCGACAAUUUUAGUCGAGCAGAUUUAAUCAUACUUGUUCAAAAUCUAUUAAACGAAAAAACACAAUUGGUUAAAACACUUGUUUCCAUGCAACAAGAAGUAAAGGCUGUUACAGAUCGUUACACUAACUUGAUGGAGAUGAGCCGAGAACGAGAAUUUCAAACCUUUCAAUUAUUUGAAGCACACAAAAAACUAGAGAUGGAUGAAGCAGCAAAGUAUAUUCAAAAGCUGGAAGCGCGAAUCAGCCAACUAGAACAAAAUAAAGUUAGAGGUAUUAACGUAGAUCCAUGGCGUAGUCAUAUCGCCGGAUCUCGAUCAAACGUGAGAUGUGGAAAUUGUGGUGGUCAAAAUCAUCGAACUUUGUAG
Molecule: messenger RNA, 2784 nt
Organism: Cetraspora pellucida
Lineage: Eukaryota; Fungi; Glomeromycota; Glomeromycetes; Diversisporales; Gigasporaceae
Source: the annotation of a GenBank genome assembly